This is a messenger RNA of Brassica napus (rape), 1434 nucleotides long. RefSeq lists its product as uncharacterized. The transcript has a single exon. Lineage: Eukaryota; Viridiplantae; Streptophyta; Magnoliopsida; Brassicales; Brassicaceae. Bases 1 to 1434 code for a protein of 477 amino acids. The record is from RefSeq and is a predicted model, not a curated record.
AUGGAUAAAGCUCUUUUAGCUCUUUCUUUAAAAGAUGAUGAAGAUACACCUUUCAAUCUUCCAGACCUUCCUCAGUUUUAUGCUUCAGAAAGGAAUGCAUGCAGCAUUAUUGGCCGUCUUCUCAACCCUGAAUUUCAAAACAUGGCCAACCUUAUUCUCGAUAUGCCGAGGAAAUGGCAAAAAGUGAAUCGGGUGAGAGGAAUUGCUCUUACAAAGGAAAGAUUCCAGUUCAUCUUCUCUCAUGACCAUGACCUUCAAGACGUUCUGGACAAAGGCAUGCAAACCUAUAAUGAUUGGGGUUUGGCUUUAGAAAGAUGGGUAGCAAGGCCUCCGAAUGGAUAUCUCCAGUUUGUCUCAAUCUGGGUUAGGAUCAGCAACAUCCCAGUCAAUCACUACACGGUUCCUGCAAUAACAGAACUCGGAGAGCUGAUCGGACAUGUGGAGCUUGUAGCUUUCGAUCCUGAAAAAUCUCAGCGGCAGGAUUACGUUCGAGUCAAGAUACGCAUCGAUGUCUCCAAAUCUCUUAAGAAAUCAAGAACUCUGAAUCUUCCUGGAGGAGAUCAAACGACUAUCUUCUACUUUUAUGAAAAAGUCCAGAAAAGGUGUACUUAUUGUCAGAGACUCACACAUGCAAAACCAAGAUGUCCUUUUCUCAUCAAUAAUCCAGACAUGCAACAGGCUUCAGCAAGUAUUCAACAUCAUCCUCACUCUUCAAAGACUAAGCCUUUCUUAUCAGAGGACGAUCCUCUGUUUGGAGUUUUAAAGGAGGAUCAAGUGGGUUUUAACCCUAUCUCUGGGCGUCCUCGCAUCGAUCCUGAAGUUCUUCAAGAAAUGCGUAACUACCUUCUUGCUUCAAGUAAGGAAGAUAGACAUAUCAGAGAGCAAAGGGUUAUCUUCUCAGUCAAGGAAGCUGAACAAAAUCCUAUCUCUCAAAGGACGAUGUUACAACUGGUUCCGCCUCCGAUCAUCACAACAGACAUCAACAAAGGCAAAGGAAUUGUCUAUGAUUUUGAAAAAAAUCUUUUCAACUCCAAGACCGCAAGCUCUUCUCCUCAGAUUCCUAAAUUGAUGCAAUCGGCAAUCUCAGCAGGGCAGACUCUGGUUAACUCUACAACUAAUGUGUUCUGUCGGCUCUCAAUGACAAAUACUCCUAGCUCCUCCAAUCAGAAACAACUACCCUCGGUUCCUUUUGUUGAAUUCUCGAGUUCGACAACAGAAAAGGAAAAAGCCAAGAGGAAGCCGGGAAGGUACAAAAGGAUUCCAGCAUCGCAAAGGAAAAAUUCGAAGUCAGCAACAAAGAAUCAACACUCUACGACUGCUGAUCAUGGUCUUAAGAAGAAACGUAAGGCGGAAGAUGAUUUGGCCGGUGCAUCCAAGAUUGCUAAGCGCAUUGCAUCAGAGACGGUCCCAAUGGAGGGACCGUCCAAAGCUUAA